Messenger RNA from Betta splendens (Siamese fighting fish), 864 nucleotides. It is a transcript of the gene dnajc15, whose product is annotated as DnaJ (Hsp40) homolog, subfamily C, member 15. Gene Ontology annotation, molecular function: ATPase activator activity. Gene Ontology annotation, cellular component: PAM complex, Tim23 associated import motor. The record is from RefSeq and is a predicted model, not a curated record. NCBI's taxonomy places the organism in Eukaryota, Metazoa, Chordata, Actinopteri, Anabantiformes, Osphronemidae. The transcript is spliced from 6 exons. Gene Ontology annotation, biological process: protein import into mitochondrial matrix. Bases 55 to 504 code for a protein of 149 amino acids.
CUUCGGAAAGAACAGAAGAACAAGCUGCGCAGCGGUGCUGCGUGAGGAAACAAAAUGGCGAACACCGGCAGAGUGACAGCGGAUAGAGACAUGAUGCGCUAUGCGGAAUAUUCUACUCAAACACAUCCUAAGAGUGACGCGGAAAUAGACCGACGGCUGGGUAGGACGCUGAUCGCAGUCGGUCUCGGUGUGGCCGCGGCAGGUUUUGCAGGUAGGUUCGCCUUCCAGCUGUGGAAGCCUCUCGGUCAGGUCGUCUCUGAAACUGUCAAGAAGAUGCCCACAUCUGCGUUCUCAACCUACUACAAGGGAGGUUUUGAUCAGAAGAUGUCUAAACGAGAGGCCAGUCUCAUUCUUGGCAUCAGCCCAGGUAGCACAAAGACCAAGGUACGUGACGCCCAUCGGAGGAUCAUGGUCCUGAACCACCCAGACAAAGGUGGUUCACCAUUUCUUGCUGCUAAGAUCAACGAGGCGAAAGACCUCCUGGACAAGGAAUCUCGGCGAUGACACCACUUCCAUUGUCUCCACUGUCACUCAUUAGCUCAGCCCUGGGGCUCCUUACAUCAACACCACACAUGGAUUUCCUUUGCAGCUCCUAGAAGAUGGAAAUGGAUCAUAAGCGAGUUACAUAAAUUGUCUUGACUGUGACAAAGAUGUGAACACGUGACUAGGAGAUGAUGUACAGAUGUAACCUAGUGGAUACUGUUGUACAGGGUUUGCAGUUCCAGUAUGUUGAUAUAAGUGUAUGUUUGUGAAAAGGUGACGCGUUCCAUACCAAUGCAAACUAUUUAAUAAGAAUAAUAAUAACAUUAACAGUUACAGGAAGGGGAACAUAGUUUUAUAAAUAAAGAUCCUUUGGAUACAGUA